Molecule: messenger RNA, 909 nt
Organism: Anopheles moucheti
Lineage: Eukaryota; Metazoa; Arthropoda; Insecta; Diptera; Culicidae
Product: coiled-coil-helix-coiled-coil-helix domain-containing protein 2-like
Exons: 3
Coding region: 146-598 (150 amino acids)
Biological process (GO): mitochondrion organization
Cellular component (GO): nucleus; mitochondrion
Source: RefSeq, a predicted model, not a curated record
UGUAAUUGCAAAUUUGAAGUCAAUACCUACCGAAGCAAGUGGGACUUAAAGUGCUGAGAAAGAUUUUCAUCGUGCGUGUUCUAAUUCAACACCUGCAAUCAAGAAAUAUUCUGUGCUUAACUUAAAUCAAAAACGAGAAAUCAAAAUGCCACGACGAGGACGUACAGCAUCGCCACCACCAGCAGCUCGCAGGGCUCCUAUGGCAGCAGCACCUGCUCCGGCCCCUAAACAACCAGUCGUGCAGCAUGCGGCACCAGCCGCCGUUGCCCCACCAAUGGCUGCCCCAUCCCAGGGUCCGGGUCUGAUGGCGCAAAUGGCAGCAACAGCAGGCGGUGUUGCCAUCGGUUCAGCAGUGGGUCAUACUGUGGGUCAUGCGCUGACAGGAAUGUUUAGUGGUUCCGAUUCAAAAGAAGCUGCACCGGUUGCUGCUGCCCCACAACAAUACGCACCCGCUCCAGCACACCAGGCAGGUGAGACGGGUCCGUGCGCUUGGGAGAUGAAACAAUUUUUAUCUUGCGCCCAAAACCAAUCCGACUUGACGCUUUGUGAAGGAUUCAACGAGGCGUUGCGUCAGUGCAAAGUGCAGCAUCAUAUGUAGUUGCCAAACGCGGUAAUGUUAAACAAUCAGUCGGAAAUGAAAAAUGUCUAGAAAAUACGUUAUACAUUCGUUACGAAAGUGUUUAAUUUAAUAUUCCUUUAAUCCCACAAACACCAUAACUGGACUAUUAAAAUUGCGUCUGAUAUCGGUUUAUUCGCAAAAAAGGAAGGGCGCUGCCAUUGGCUUAGCAAUAACUCACGUGACAAGCGUAAAAGAAAAUAAUUGAUUUGUUUUUUUCACGUAUGCAUUGAUCCCAUCUUGAAAUGGUCGAUAAUCUACAGGAACGAAAUAUAUCGUUUAUUAUUUCUAUG